AUGCGACUCUUGAACGUCCUUACCCGCGAGCUCAAGGAAUUCAGCGAUACCAAUCGACCCCCUUGCGUGAUCGUUUCCCACCGCUGGGGUGCCGACGAGGCCACGUACCGGGAUGUCCGCAGCAUGCGGAACACGAACAAAGCAGGCUUCAGAAAGAUUCGAAGGUUUUGCCGCUGGGUUCGGGACAACUGUUCUAUCAAAUGGAUCUGGAUCGACACGUGCUGUAUCAACAAAGACAGUGCUACGGAGCUCUCUGAGUCUAUCAACUCAAUGUUUCGCUGGUACACAGAGUCCGAGUUUCUGUCUGGCAUGGCUCCAUGA
This is a messenger RNA of Fulvia fulva, 321 nucleotides long. RefSeq names its product Vegetative incompatibility protein HET-E-1. Bases 1 to 321 code for a protein of 106 amino acids. The transcript has a single exon. The record is from RefSeq and is a predicted model, not a curated record. Lineage: Eukaryota; Fungi; Ascomycota; Dothideomycetes; Mycosphaerellales; Mycosphaerellaceae.